CUCCACCCUGAGAGCUCCCACUUCGCCUCCACGUCUCGCUCUGACACUUUCUCCAGAGCCAUGGCCAAUGACCAGCAGCGUCUUCUGUACCUGUUUGAACUUCCUCAGGAAGAUAUUCAAGCCCCCAGGGGAGGUGGCUCUGUCCUCUUCAAGCUCGAGAGCGAUGAGGCGCCUCCUUCCGUGGCCACGAGGGUAGGAGUCUCCCCCUCUGUCAACCUGCCUGUGCCAGAGCGGAAGGACGUUACACUGCAGGAUCUCGGCACUGCCACCUCGGUCCCCAAAGGAUCUGCCUUCUCUUUCUUCAUCGCGUCUCAUCGCAAAGCCGCCAGGGAUUUGUGUGACUUCUUCAUGAAGACGAGCGGGGCCGAGGACCUAAUGCAGGUUGCCGCGCGCGUGCACGGCAAAGUGAACGAGACCCUGUUUGUAUACGCAAUUUCUUUCGUCAUCCUGAGAAAGAAGGAACUCAGAUCUGUUCGCCUGCCGACCAUGGUGGAGGUCUUCCCCUCCCGCUUCGUCCCCCAGGAGGCGCUGUCGAAGGCACAGCUGCAGAUAAACAGAAUGGAUCCUAAUCAGACUGAACCCGUGAUCAUAGAACACGGACCGGAGUUCUCUGGCACUCAUCUCAAGCCAGAACACAGAAUCUCUUACUGGCGAGAGGACUAUGGCAUUAACGUUCAUCACUGGCACUGGCACUUGAUCUACCCGCCUGCCAUGGGUUUUGACCGUGACAGGAAAGGGGAAUUGUUUUACUACAUGCAUCAGCAAGUGAUCGCCAGAUACGACAUCGAGCGUCUCUGUCUGGGUCUCCCGAGGGUGGAGAAGCUAGACAACUGGCGCAUUCCCAUCGAGGACGGCUACUUCCCCAAAAUGACUGUCAGCAUCUCCGGCAGGAAUUGGGGGUCGCGACAGGACAACACGCUGCCAAAGGACCUGCGGCGCAGAGAACUCGGAGAAUUUGUCGACAUCACUGACAUGGAAAUAUGGCGAUCUCGACUCCUGGAUGCCAUACAUCAAGGCUUCAUGAUUGAUCGCAACGGUGACAAAGUUCCUCUUCGCGAUGACGUCACUUCUGGCAAGAGAGGGAUCGACAUCUUGUCCGAAGCUCUUGAGGCCGACGCCGAACUCAGCGUCAACUUCCCUUAUUACGGCGACCUGCACAACAGAGGCCACGACAUCCUGGCCUUCUCGCACGACCCCGACAACGCUCACAAGGAGGAGAUGGGCGUCGUCGGGGACCUGGGGACGUCCCUGAGAGACCCUGUGUUCUUUCGCCUGCACAAGCUCGUGGAUGACUUGUUCCAGGAGUACAAGGUUACCCAGCCACCGUACACCGAAGAGGAGCUGUUCCUGCCAGGCGUGAGGAUCGAGCGGGCUGGCGUGGUGCGGGGUAACGAAGCUGACGUCCUCCUCACCGGCUGGAACACGAGGGAGUUCGAAGCCAGCCGCGGCCUCGACUUCAGCGGCAAACCCGUGAUUCUGCGCCUCACGCAUCUCGACAACAAGCCUUUCGAUUACCAUAUACAGAUAAACAACGAUCUCCGAGAGCCGAAGGAAGUUACUGUGAGGAUAUAUUUGGCUCCGAAGUUCGGUGAUCGAGAAAAAGAGAUGGACUUUAUGGAACAACGGAUCCUCUGGGCUGAAAUGGACAAGUUCACUGUUCUCCUAAAACCCGGCAAGAACCACGUCACCAGGUCGUCCAAGGAGUCGUCGAUCACCAAUCUCGAGGAGCUGACCUUCAAGGACCUGGAGAACUCUGGGCCCGGAAACACGAGUGAACAGGAUGCAUUUAACUUCUGCGGGUGUGGAUGGCCCCAGCACAUGCUUCUGCCCCGCGGCCGCCCAGAGGGGAUGGUCUUCCAGCUCUUCUUCAUGCUCACCGACUACGCCCAGGACAAAGUGUCGAACCCGGGGGGUGUGAGACGGUGUGCCAACGGUGUGUCCUUCUGCGGGAUGCAGGACGCCAAGUACCCCGACGCUCGACCGAUGGGCUUCCCGUUCGACCGCCGCCCCGCCCCCUUGCUUCAAGGGCUCCCCGUCAACACGACUGCCGACUACGCCCGCCUUGGCAACGCUUUUAUGCAUGACAUCACGAUUAAGUUUCUGGGCGAGAAAUUGAACUGAUGUGCGCGUCACGUGACGCUGUGGUUCAUACCUGUCAAUGUAUUUGUCUGCCCGUUAAAUGUCCUUUUCAGUCUACACACACACACAUCCCAGCUGUUCCCGGACCGAGAAAAUAGUAGGAGAAAAAUGUAUGUCAGCCUUCCAGCUCCCUAGUCUUCAAGGUAUAGAUGACCGUGUACUCUCUUCAGCCAGUGCAUGUAACCUCACCACAGUGCAUCACCCAGAACAAUGGUAUCUCGCAGGAAAUGACAAUGCAUGCAUUCGACAAAGUUAACUUUGGAUUACACUGUUAACAUAGGACUACAUUAAGAGAUUUAACACAGGAACAUCAAACUAUAUUGGACAGAUUUAACAUAGGAAAACAGGACUACACUGGACGGAGUUAACACAGGGAUAUAGGACUACACUAGACAGAUUUAUCAUAGGAUUGGAUUAGGCAGAUUUAAAACAGGAACAUAUGGAUACAUGAGACAGAUUUAAAACAGGAGAAUAGGACUACAGAUUUAACAUAGGACACAGGAAUAUAUCAGACAGAUUUAACAUAGGACACAGGAAUAUAUUGGACAGAUUUAACACAGGAACAUAACACUGGACUUUACUUUGGGUGGGGCACUUCUCUAGUUACUUCCACCUCUACAUGUGCAUCUUCCCUGAAUCCUUUCCUUAGAUGGAAACAGGAGAGCCGUUUGUUUAUAAUAUUCAUUAUCUGCCUUGUCUUGCAACCUUCUAUGAUUUAUGAAAUGUAACUAUAUGAAGAUGAUUGUACAUUUAUUCAUCAUACAUUGUACCACCCUGCGGCAAUGGAAAUGUGCGCAGAGGAACUGGUUUGGAUGUUUAUGUUAAAUAUAUAUGUUCUGUCC
This is a messenger RNA of Penaeus monodon (black tiger shrimp), 2981 nucleotides long. RefSeq names its product hemocyanin F chain-like. Gene Ontology annotation, molecular function: oxidoreductase activity. NCBI's taxonomy places the organism in Eukaryota, Metazoa, Arthropoda, Malacostraca, Decapoda, Penaeidae. The record is from RefSeq and is a predicted model, not a curated record.